This is a messenger RNA of Colletotrichum karsti, 1152 nucleotides long. RefSeq names its product carboxymethylenebutenolidase. Bases 1 to 1152 code for a protein of 383 amino acids. The transcript has 4 exons. Lineage: Eukaryota; Fungi; Ascomycota; Sordariomycetes; Glomerellales; Glomerellaceae. Gene Ontology annotation, biological process: polyketide metabolic process. The record is from RefSeq and is a predicted model, not a curated record.
AUGUCAGCCAUCACAAUUCAGCCGCCACUUUCGCGACGUGGCCACGGCCCGGGCCUCCUCAUCUUGGUUGAGCAAGGAAUUGACCUGUCCAAGCAUGACAAGAUUCUAGAUCCCCCUCCAGCGCAGAAAUGGGCUGAAGAAGGAUACGCUGUGGCGCAGAUCGUCGUUGCAACUGGAGACAGUGAAGUUACGAACAAGAUUGAGUCCGCAAUCGAGAGCCUCAAGGCUCUUGAAAGCUGUGACGAUAAGGACAGAUUUGGCGUCAUCGCUUGUCUCACGGCUUCGUCCACCCAAGUUGUGGAAGCGAUUCAAAAUAAUGCUGAGAUCAAGGCCGCUGUCUUUUUCAACUUCUCGCAAACUCUCACCAUUCCGACUUUGUCGCAUGUUUCAGGGCCCGAUAACAUCAGCAGCAAGGCAGCGCCUCCGUCCAAGACGUUUUCCUACGCUGCGAAUGACUUUUUUGUGAUACCGAGCCAUCGUCACUUUAACGCCAACGCCGCCGGGCUCGCCCACACCCGCACACUGACCUUCUUGAAACCCAUCUUGGGAGGGCCUUACUUCGACCUCGAAGCCGUUUGGGAAGAGCACACGCUCUUUGAAUUCGGGGAGCGAAACGUCGAAAAGACUAUGGCCACAAUGGUCGAGCAGCCUUAUGUCAACCAUAUUCCUACACUCACUGGCGGUAUUGGUCGAGCGCGGCUCACCAAUUUUUACACAAACCACUUCGUUUUCAAUAACCCGGAAGACACUGAGCUCGAACUGGUGAGCCGUACAGUAGGCAUUGAUCGAGUAAUCGACGAGUUCGUAUUCAAGUGUACCCAUGAUAAGGUCAUUGACUGGCUACUUCCUGGUGUCCCUCCCACGGGCAAGCAUCUUUCAAUUCCCUUUACAAGUGUUGUGAACGUCCGUGGAGACCAUCUCCACCACGAACACAUUGCUUGGGACCAGGCGACCGCAUUGCGCCAGCUGGGUUUACUCCCCGAGUACCUCCCCUUCCCGUACCAAAUCAACGGCAGCGGCCCGGCCAGCGGUAAAAAGUUCGAGUAUCGGUUGCCAGUGGCAGGUGUGGAAUCGGCACACAAGCUUGUGGAUGAGGGAGCGGUCGAGUCGAAUGGGAUGUUCGAAUACGGUACGAGGGAAGUCGACGCGUAG